Messenger RNA from Lobosporangium transversale, 4032 nucleotides. RefSeq names its product P-loop containing nucleoside triphosphate hydrolase protein. Gene Ontology annotation, cellular component: membrane; fungal-type vacuole. The annotation marks the transcript as partial. NCBI's taxonomy places the organism in Eukaryota, Fungi, Mortierellomycota, Mortierellomycetes, Mortierellales, Mortierellaceae. The transcript is spliced from 6 exons. Gene Ontology annotation, biological process: transmembrane transport. The record is from RefSeq and is a predicted model, not a curated record. Gene Ontology annotation, molecular function: ATP hydrolysis activity; ABC-type peptide transporter activity; ATP binding.
UCCCCAGAAUACUCGUCCUCCAUCUAUUCGCAGUUGACGUUCGCCUGGAUUAAUCCCCUGAUUUAUCUCGGAUUCAAAAGACCUAUUCAGGAUAUUGAUCUUCCGAACCUUGAAGAAACCGAUUUCUCUUGGUUCUCGAUUCAUCAAUACAAAAAGAUAAAACUUUUGCGCUCGGUUGCUUGGGAAUUAUUUAUCCAGUUCCUUUGGGCUCUUCCAUGGUGCUUCCUCGUCAACGCCUCUCCUUACUGCAUGAACAAGAUUAUCAAAUAUAUCGAGUGCAAAACUUGUGGUCCCCCAACGACAAGCGAAUAUAGUUGGGUCUUUGGUCUCUUGAUUGCCUCGAUCUCGGAAUCGCUAACUAUGCAAGCUGCGUUGCAUAAAGGCAGGCGUCUUUUUGUUCAUAUAGCAUCUAUUUGUAAUGCCGAAGUAUUUUCCAAGGCUCUAAGGCGCAAAGAUAUAUCCUCAUCUGCUACAUCUGACAAAAGUGAAGGCAGUGGUGAAAACAAGGGAAAAGACAAGAGUGAAAGUAGUCUGAAUAUCUCCAACUUGGUUGCUGUUGAUAUCAGGAAGCUUGAAUAUCCUUUCGGCUACGUCUUCUACAUAUACGGUUUCCCCAUCCAGUUCAUCAUUGCAGGAUUUCAACUCUAUAAUCUCCUCGGAAAUGCUGCUCUGGUCGGCAUUGUAUUCAUGAUUAUCUCGUAUCCCAUUCCUGCUAAGCUUUAUGCUAUGAUCAUGAAGAUUUUCAAAGACAUUAUGGACACUAAGGAUGAACGUAUGGAUGCCUUGAAUGAGAUGUUGUCCGCCAUCCGUAUCGUCAAGUUCUUUAGCUGGGAAGCCAAAUUUGAGGAGAAGAUCAUCAGUGCUCGAGAAAAAGAGCUCAAACGCACCAAGGACUCGUACAAAAAGGUUAUCCUCACCGACAUUGUAUGGAUGAUCAUGUCGCUUUUAAAUAUUGUGGUGGUCUUGACAGCCUACAUAAAACUGUUUGGCAACGAGAUUACAGCGUCUGCAAUGUUUACGACCUUGGCUCUAUUCAACAUUAUGCGCACUUCCCUCAAUACUCUGCCAUGGACUAUCAAGUCUAUGAUGCAGGCAUUGGUCAGUUUGGAUCGCAUCAACAAAUUCCUUUCAGAAGAAGAGCUUGUGAGGGAUAUUACCGUCACCAAAUUGGGCCCUAAAGCCCACAUUACACCAUCUCAUCCCACUAUCGGAUUCGUCAAUGCCUCGUAUAUUUGGCCUAGCAAGGAGAAUGCCCAAAUUGAGAACAAAAAGUUUGAGAAAAAGAAUUGGUUCCAAAAACGAUUCAAGCUCAAGAACCUCUCUGUGGCGUUCCCUGUUGGUCAACUAUCGCUGGUUGUUGGCCCGACCGGCAGCGGCAAGUCAGCAUUGCUCCUUGCUCUUCUUGGGGAAUUGGAACGCUUGGAAGGAAGCAUGUACCUACCUCGUUUGGACUAUAACAAGGAUAACGAGCACGGUUCUGGCAUUGCUUAUGUUUCUCAAACUGCUUGGCUCCAAAACUCGACAAUUCGUGAUAACAUUCUCUUCGGCAAGGAAUUUGAUCAAGAGCGAUACGACGCUGUGAUCGAAGGUUGUGCACUUGUUACUGAUGUUGAGAUUUUGGAAGCGGGUGAUAAGACUGAGAUUGGAGAGCAGGGUAUUACGCUUUCAGGAGGUCAGAAACAGCGUGUCGCUCUUGCUCGCGCAAUCUAUUCGGAUGCCAGUGUCCUCCUUCUUGACGAUUGUCUCUCUGCAGUUGACAGCCACACAGGCAAGUAUUUGUUCCAAACCUUAACUGGACCUCUGUUGGAAGGUCGCACUGUCAUCAUGGCCACACAUCAGGUUCAAUUGACUCUCAGCGCCGCCAGCCUUGUUAUUGUACUAAAUAAGGGCGAGAUCGUAGGCUCCGGUGCGCCUGAGGAGGCUGUUCGUAAUAAGUGGAUCGACACUGUUGCGCUUGCUGUGCCUGCUUCCGAUGCAAACAGUGAAAUUAGCACGCUGGAUGGUGAAGACAAAGGCAAGGACAAGAAGAAGGGAGGAAAGGAAAAGAUUAGUAUCAGGCUUACGGAAGAUGAGAAAAAAGCUGAGGGCGCUGUGGCAUGGAAGGUCUACAAAAUAUAUUUUAUUGCCUCGGGAGGCAUGAUUUUCUGGGCGAGCCUUGUCCUCAUGUUCUUUGCCCGCCAGUUUAUAGAUAUUGGCCAAAAUUCAUGGCUCGCUAACUGGGCCAACAAAAUGGCAGAGACAACUGGCUCAUUUGUUAUAAAGGAUUUUGUGAUUGCCCUCUCCGUCUAUACCGCCUUUUCUCCUAUGGACGACAACAAGAAGUAUGGCACUCUCACCAUGAGGCUUUUCGGUCAAGGCACUCCUGAGACUAUCAAUAUGGACUAUUACCUUGGUAUCUAUGUUUUAUUGAGCUUAACUGGGAUAGUCUUUGGUGCCAUGAUCGGAUAUUAUGUUGCCAUGGGAGGCCUCACCGCAUCACGAACGCUUCACCAGCAGCUCCUCCGCAAGAUCACACGUGCCAAGGUUCGUUUCUUCGACACCACUCCUAUUGGUCGGAUCAUCAACCGGUUUAGUUCAGACAUGUCAACCAUUGACGACGAAGUCAGUAAUAACCUCCAGGGACUGUUCUCAUGCUUUGUCACGAUUGUUGGUAUCAUUUUCAUCAUUUCAUUCAAUAUGCCCCUUUUCUUAGUGGCAGGAAUAUUUAUCAUUGCAAUCUAUCUGCUCAUUGGAAUAUACUAUAUCGGUAUCAGCAGAGAUCUCAAACGCUUGAACUCCAACUCCAAAUCACCGAUCCUCAACCAUUUCAACGAAACGCUGACAGGGCUGGCUACAAUACGCGCCUAUGGUUUUGAGAAGCGGUUCUUAUCCACUAACUUGGUCAAUUUAGAUAAUAACAACCGUACGUUCCUCCUACUGUGGGUUACAAACCGCUGGCUGCACUGGCGGGUGGAUAUUGCAGGCGCAUCGGUUGCAUUCAUCACUGGGAUAUUGGUUCUCCAGAAUUGGGGCCAGAUUGAGCCUGGUUGGGCUGCAUUAAGUAUGACAUACUCCUUAAUGUUUACAGGCACAAUCGUUUGGGUUAUUCGUAUCUAUGCCAUGAGCGAGAUGAACUUGAACUCUGUUGAGCGCGUUGUUGAGUACAUGGACUUGGAGGAAGAGCCUCCAGCAAUCAUUGAAGGGUCACGUCCACCUCCAUCCUGGCCUCAUGCAGGUGAAAUUGUAGUCAGUCAUUUGACCAUGCGAUAUGCACCAGAAGCACCCGACGUACUCAAGGAUGUUUCAUUUACUAUCAAUGCAGGCGAGAAAGUUGGUGUAGUUGGUCGCACUGGGUCUGGCAAAUCAACCUUGGCCAUCAGUUUGUUCCGUUUCAUGGACCCCGUCAAAGGUACGAUCAACAUCGACGGCAUUGAUAUCUGCAAGAUUGGUCUUCACGACCUGCGUUCCAAUCUCACCAUCAUUCCUCAAGACCCAAUUCUCUUCAAGGGUACACUUCGUUCCAACUUGGAUCCAUUUGGUGAACAUGAGGAUCGUGAGUUGUGGGAGGCAUUAAGGCGUAGCCAUCUGAUUCCAGAGAGCAAGCCUAAGAACAAGUUGUCAGUUAGCUCGAUUAAGGGUAGCAACACUGGAGGAUCUGAAACCGUGGAUCCAUUCAAGAUUACACUUGAUACGCCAGUAAAAGAAAACGGAUCAAAUUUCUCUCAAGGUCAGCGCCAGAUGAUCGCACUAGCUCGUGCGUUGGUCCGCCAGUCCAAGGUCAUUGUAAUGGAUGAAGCCACAGCUAGUGUGGAUUUUGAGACAGAUCUCAAGAUCCAGACUACAAUUCGACAAGAGAUGGUAGGUGCGACAAUUAUCACGAUCGCGCACCGUAUACGAACCAUUGCAGAUUUUGACCGAGUCCUAGUGAUGGAUGCAGGCGAACUCGUAGAAUUUGAUAGACCAUUCACAUUGAUGACUCGGGAAGAUAGCUUGUUCCGAGCCAUGUGUGAGCGUUCAUCUGAGUUUGAUGCCUUAAUAGCAAUCGCGAAAGAA